This is a messenger RNA of Momordica charantia (bitter melon), 3374 nucleotides long. RefSeq names its product protein MAIN-LIKE 2. The record is from RefSeq and is a predicted model, not a curated record. Lineage: Eukaryota; Viridiplantae; Streptophyta; Magnoliopsida; Cucurbitales; Cucurbitaceae. Gene Ontology annotation, biological process: meristem maintenance; meristem development.
CUUCCCUCCCUUUUUUUUAUGCUUCCUUUAAUUUUCCACACCAUUUAUAUUCUCUGCCUCUGCGUCACUCCUCCCACCUAGGGUUUCCUUCCCUCUCGAUUUCUCCCUUUCUUCCCUUCGAUUCAUCUCUUGCAAUUCUGCGCGCCAAACCCAGUUAUAAAUUGUUAAGGAACGUCUAUAGAGAUCCAAUUCCGAGGAUGUUGCGUUUGCGUAUUUGUCGUCGAAUACUGAAUGAAGCUCCACUUCCACUGGUGAAUGUUUUGGCCAGUCCUGAUUCCCAGGCAGACGCUCUGGGAUCUUUUAGUUAUGUGUUGGUUGUCUUGGUAUUAUUUAUAAUGUUGAUCAGGUCUCAGGCGCGUUGUUCUUUGCAGUAUUUUAAUCUUGCUCCGUUAGUUUAUGUUAAAGGAUUGAAUGAACCGAGCGCAUUAAUAUGUUCCCCAUGCGUAUUUGUACAAAAUAUGAUCAAGCUGGGAUUUUGGUUAGUUCUUUCUGUCUUUCUAGCUGUGUGGUGUGGUCGUACUUAGUGUCGUGUGAAAUUGUUGAUAGUUGGACUUUAGUUAAAUGGUUGGUGUUUUUCUUUCAUUUUGCUGGUUCGAUUAGUGGCAACGAUGGAGGUAUCAUUAAUGGAUCCUUAUGGGACCAAUCCCGGACCAAUUGAGAGCUUGGUGCUAUAUGACCAAGAGAAGCAUGUUUCUUCAGCGGUUUGGGAUGGGCAGGAGCGUGGUGCACUUAGGUGUCAUGAGCACACUUCCAAGCUUGAUCAGUGGACACUUACGGCCAAACAAAUUGAAUUAGUAGAGAGAGCUGGAUUUGGGUACUUGAGAUUGAUUCCUGCAAUUAGUCUGGAUAAUCCACUCAUCUCCGCUUUGGUUGAGAGGUGGAGAAGAGAAACAAAUACCUUCCACUUGAAUGUUGGGGAAAUGACUGUAACCCUGAAAGAUGUCGUUCUCUUACUGGGACUAGAAAUUGAUGGAGAUCCUGUUAUUGGUCUAACAUAUACAACCUGCCACUCUGUCUGCGAAAGGUAUCUAGGCAGAGCACCGGAUCCUGGCUAUACAAGUGGUGGAAUGGUGAAGCUUAGUUGGUUGAAAGAGUUCUUUUCUCGGUGCCAUGAAGAUGCUCCAAUGGAAAUUGUCGAACGCCAUACGCGUGCUUACCUUCUUUACCUCGUAGGAAGUACAAUAUUUUCCACCACAACUGGGAAUAAAGUACCUGUCAUGUACCUUCCUUUGUUUGAGAGUUUUGACCAGUGUGGGAAGUUUGCUUGGGGAGCAGCUGCACUAGCAUUUUUGUAUAGAGCUCUUGGGAACGCUUCCUUAAGAUCACAAAGUACCAUCAGCGGUUGCUUAACCUUAUUACAGUGUUGGAGUUACUUUCACCUUAAUAUUGGGCGUCCGAAGCUAAAUCAAGAUCCAAUGCAUAAUCGCUUUCCAUUUGUGCUUAGAUGGAAGGGCAAACAAAGUGGUCCAACAGCAAACCGUGAUGUAGUAUUUUAUCGCAAGGCUUUAGAUUCCCUGAAACCAUGUGACGUGGAGUGGCUACCUUAUAGAAACAUGGACAGUAUGCUAAUUCCAGAAGAUAUUAAAAGUUCUUUGAUACUUGGGAGGGCGAAGACAAUGUUGAUUUCUUUUGAUAAGGCAGAGAGGCAUCUUCCUAACCGUUGUUUAAGGCAGUAUGGUAUGCAUCAGGCAAUUCCAGAAGAUGUACUGCGGUGGGAGAGAAAGAGCCGGGGUGUUGAUGGAGGGGUUGACUUGUCAGCGAAGAUGGAAGUUGAGCUUAACGAAUGGAAGGAACGUAGACUCCAGAUUGUUGAUGGUGAUGAUAGUGUAGAUGAGAAUGAAUACAUGCAAUGGUAUCUGAAGAUUACUCGUAGGUUUGUUGGGAGGCCUAUAUCUCUCUCAUCUGAGUUUCAGAGGACGAAUGCUGGUUUGAGGGAUAUUGCACACAUAGCAGAUACUUUCUCAACCAAAGGGUUGGAUCAGCAACAAAUUGAUUUGAUUUCAAGGAUAAGAUACAUUGCCCAUGAAUGUUUAAGAGACCAAGUCGGAGGCCCAAUUAUUUUGUCCUCCACCCCCCAAAUUGAACUUGGGAAACGGGUUAGGGGAAAGGAGAGAGUCAGAAGAAAAGGUACUGGAAAGCGUGGAAGGAAGGAGGAUCAAUUGCAAUACAACGCAGUUAGUGAGGACGAACAAUCUCAUUUUUGUGAUUCUGCCAUUGAGGUUGAUCAAUUACAACUGCAUCACAUGGAUAGAGAGAUGGAGCAUCCAGAGUUAUGUUCUGUUGAUACGGAGGUCAAUCAUUUACCGCUGAUUCAUGAAGUUGACGAGGACGAGAACAUGCAAUUAUGUGAUGGCAAUUUAGGGGUUGACCAUUCUGACAUGAUCCAUAACGCAGCUGGUGGAAAUAUGGCCGAGUUAAGCCAUGCUGAUAUUAAACUCGAUGAAGCAGAACUAUGUGAUGCACAUAAGGAGGUCGAUGUCCUGCAUUUACCUGAUACAAUCAGUGAAGUUACAGAUGCCCAGAUUUGUAGUGCAAUGGAGGCUAGUAAUCCACAUCAUUUCCCUACAUCUAAGGAAGCCAAGGACUCACAGAUUUAUCAUUCAACCGAGGAAGUUAAUGUGCCAAAGUUUCCUGACACAGCUAACAAGGUUGAAAAUUCAGAGCUUUACCAUGGCUCUAUUAAGAGCUCUCCACAUACAGGUGAACUGGUUGCUGAAAUUGUUUCAGAGUCAUCUUUUGUACCUCAUGAGGAUAUAGUGCAGAAAGGAAAUAACAAUGUUUAUAUAAAACAGAGAUGAAUGUGCAGCCCAAAGCUAAUGCAUAAACUUCACGAUGGAUGAUAGGCUUGGUCAUCUGAAGCUGUCCAUUUGAUGACUUCUGGAUAGCACGCUUGGAAGUACGUGAAGCAAGUAGGGUAGCCCGAAAUGAAACAAUCGUUUGCUACCACUGCCGGAAUUUUUUAGUGGGAUUUGGAACUUGAGGUGAAGAAGAGACAAAAAUCACAAUUAACUUUUAAGGGGGUAAAGUUCCAAUGUGUUGGAUGCUGCCAGUUGACAUGAAUGCCCCUUUCUAUGGUGAAUCCAAGAGUGGACUCAAAAGGGCAGUGAGGGAAGAAAUGACCAGAAAAAGAAAUGAAAACGAGGCGUCUGCCGUCUGUCUUGAUUAUUGGGGCAAAUUUCUAAUGCUCUGUUUCUUGGAACUACAAUAAAACUAAUCAUGAUUAUUAUUAGUAUGAAUAUUUUUCACAUGAUUAAUCAGAUUAUAAUGAUGUUUAUUUGAUCUGAAGUCUAGUGAAAAAAGGUCAGUGACAUAAAUUGCUUACUUGGAACAGUGAGAAAAUCUUACAUAAUUUUAUGCGUCAACAUUUCAGAUCU